Molecule: messenger RNA, 4794 nt
Organism: Chaetomium strumarium
Lineage: Eukaryota; Fungi; Ascomycota; Sordariomycetes; Sordariales; Chaetomiaceae
Exons: 3
Coding region: 1-4794 (1597 amino acids)
Biological process (GO): regulation of transcription by RNA polymerase II
Cellular component (GO): mediator complex
Molecular function (GO): transcription coregulator activity
Source: RefSeq, a predicted model, not a curated record
AUGACCCCCCGGCCCCCUUUGGGCGUCCAGCAGCGACCGCCCCAGCACAAGCUGAGCGGGCCGACCCUGUCGCAGCGCCCGGCCGCCCACCCGCGCGCCGUCGCGCAGCAGCAGUAUCCGCCACCGGCUUCCGGACGCAAGGACGCUUCUUUCUACGAUUUGAGUCCGGCCGAUUCGGGCGAUGGCGCGCCGGCUCGUCCCGGCGUCCCACGCCGUGGCGGUUCGCGCCUUAAGCUGGAGCUCUCCCACGACUCGGCCGGCUCCCUGGCUUAUGCUGGUGUCGAUGAGUCCCCAAGCGCUGCCGAGUCCUCGAAGGCCUUCACGCCUUCGCGCGUCAUGCCCGUGACGGACUCUUCGGAUCUGGGAGACACGAGUCCUCAUCUGUCGGCCCAACCCCCGAGCGUCGACCCCGACACUCCUUUGCCCAUGCCCCGGCGUCGUCCCCCGCCUAUCACCAAUGCCUCGCGUCGAGAAAUGCCCCCGCCGCCAGCCAACAGCAACCCCACGAAGAGAGAGGCCCGCCCCAAACCGUUUUCUGUCGAACCGCCCGCUGCUGCACCACGCUACCCGGGACAUGCCGUUGCUCAGGCGAGGACCGGUGGGUCAGCAUCUCCGCCGUUAUCGGGAUACGCCGACUUCUUCCCUUGGACGGGGAAACAUCCAGAAGAUCAGUUUUCUGAGAAUGUGAUUCGGAAUGGAUACUAUGAUAAGAGUCUCUUCUCCACGGCCGAGACGCAGUCGGCGAAGGGAAUACUGUUUCCUGCGCUCAAGCACAAGACCGGCCUUACUGCACUCUCGUCCGUCUUCACGGCAGUGCUGGGACAGAGGAGGCAUAACGGCCAAAUUACGGCGCCCCCGACGUUCAAGCCCCCUCCCCGCGUUACCCUUACCGAUACCAAGCGGGAGGUCUGGUUGAGGGAUCUGGCGAACCCCGCUAUUUCGCUCCGACGGCUUAGCCGAACGAUCCCACACGGUGUCCGCGGCAAAGUGCUUCUAGAGCAGUGCUUGAACAAAAACGUGCCCACCGACCGUGCGGUCUGGCUUAUAAAGUGUGUUGGCGCCAACGAGAUACGGGCGACCAAGCGGAAGGGCGUCAGCACGCUAGUCAUGGGUGGGGAGAAUAGAUGGAUCAAAGAUUGGACCAUCUCUGUCGAACAAUUUAUCGAGCAUGUCUAUUUCGCGUUUGACGACGACGAUUGGAAAGCCAAGGUGCAUUACACUACCCGACUGGCAGCCCAUCUGUACGCUGAGCACUUGCUCGACCGUGAACACUACUCUGAAUGGCUCGUCUCGAGUCUCGAGAACACGUCCGAAGCUAGACUUCCGAUGUGGAUGCUCAUUACCCAGCUAUACUGGAAAGAUCUGCUCAAACUGAGGAAAUAUGGUCGGAGGCUGGUCGCCGCCCUUGUCAGUCAUCAUCACCUUAUAUACAACCAUUCUGACAGGGAUAUACUACACCCGCUACUCCAAAAUCUCUCGCAGUGCCUAAACUCAUUAAUACUGAGCGGUCCGGAGAACUUUGUCUCUCCGUCCACUUGGUCGAAGUACCGAGAUGGCCUGAACGCGUGCUUGCCGCCUGGCGACGAUGCCUUGCUCAACUCGUUCGCAGCCAUCAGCCUUCGCAACGAGCAGCUAGCAACGGCCUCGAACAGGUCGCAGCCAGCGGCGCGGCACAUUUUGGUGCGAGUGCUGGACGGGACCCUCCAAGUCCCCAUGCCUGCCGAGCUCCCUUCUCAGUGCUGGGCGAUCUCCAAGGACAAGGAAGCUUUGGCGAGAGCCCUGCUCGAGUGGUGCACCUCGCUUUAUCGACCCGGUCUUGCGAAGAUCUACGUUACAAGCCGGAUUAUGCAGCACUGGAGCACAUUGGGCUUGGAUCCUACCAUGGCCGUGAUGGAUUUCCUCAACGCCGACACAUGCGAACAGAGAGCGCGAAAAGCCUCACUCUAUCACGUCGUCUGUGAGCUUGUCCGGUCAGGUAUCUUCUCCGUCCCUCGCUACGUCCAAUGGCUCAUCCUCCGCGGAGGGGCCAGGAACCCCGAGGAUGUGCUACCGGACGGGCCAGGACUCACGCGUCUCCUUGCCGAGAUCCCGCAGCACGCCCUCGGUAUCUCCCAACGUAAUCUGAGGAACGGCCUACUCCGUCGUGCGUCCUUCAGCGUGGUGGGUGAGGCGCAGGAUGUAGACUUGGCCAUAAAACACCUGAAGCGCACGCUAGGCAUGCCGCUGGACCCGGACGAUGCGAUGCUGCAGCGGAAGCCGCUGUCACUCAACAAACUAUGUCAGAGGAUUAGAUCGGCCAGCCGAGCGCUCAAGGCCGAGAUCGGUGGUUGGCUUCGCUCCACUUUCGCUGCGCAUGCCGAAGAGAAGGAGAAGGAAGGAGGUCAGGCGCCCGACAUAUCGCCCACCAUAUUCUACGCUGUCCGAUCCGUGCUCGAAACGGCCGAGGACUUCUCCAUGUUGAGCGACAUCUUGAAGACGCUCACCAAGCAUUCAGGGGUUGAAAUCUUGGCCGCCAUUGCUGACACUGUUAGUCGGCACUUCUUUGUCUUCUCCGCUUUAGGCGACUCGGGACCGCUAUUUCGCAAUCUCCAUCAACGGCUCAAGGCCGCUGUCCGGGAACAAGGGGUCGCAGUGCGCCCGCUUCUUGCUUCCCUCGUUACCCUCGCGCACAGGAUGCCCGGCAUGGAAGAGCUCGCUUCGCAGCUGAAGAAGGACCUGGUCUUAAGCGAUCGUCAGAAUCCUGUGGAUGCCUGCUCGCCGGUGUCGGAUAACAUGGUUGCCCGGUUGCAGGACAACGCUGGGGAACUGCACGAAGAGAUUGAGAAGUUGCUCGCCGGCGGAUCCAGCCUGGAUCGAAACACGAUGGACCGGCUUUUCCAGACUGUCACGCAACGGCUGCAAGCGUGCUGGGGCAAGGCGAAGGACCAGCAGCGGGCAUACAGCAGCUUGUUGGGCCGACUGCGCGUGUUCGACAUGCAGCACUUUGACGGGCUCAUGGCUAGGUGGUUAUUGUACCUGCGCACGCUUAGCGCACGCCCGUCCAUCCUGCGAAUAUACCCGCUGCUUGUCUCGGUCGGAUGCCUGGACAUAUCGGCGAUUCUGGCCACUACCUCCGAGUUCCCUGCCGGACAUGGCACGAGCACCGCGCGCACACCUACCGUAGCGACGUCCACCCCGCAGGUGGUGCAAAUCACAUAUCGGACGAGGUACAUGCAGGAGGUGCUCCAGUUGCUCACGACGCCACUCCUCGAAGACGACCUCAUGACGGCCGAUGAAGUGUACCGCUUCUCCAUCUUCCAGGAUCAGGCAAUCCGCGAGUAUCCAAAGGAGACCGUGGGUCUGAUCCUACUCGCGUCGGCCGAAUACUCAUACGCGAAGAGCCAGAACGACUUGGCGGCGCUGCCUUUAGAGUCGCAUCUGGUUCUGGAAAGGCUCCUUGACCUGCUCAGACGACUCGUGUUGAGGGACGCCUCCGGAGUGGCGCGGGCUUUGGGUGUCCGGACUUCGAAUCCUCACGUCAGCGGUUUGAUCGACGUCAUGACAACGAAGCUCUUGAUGCCGACCACCGAUGCUCGGAUACCCAUUAACUUCGACCAGGUCCUAGAGCUGACCAACGAGUUCACCUUGCCGUUCUGUCAGGUGAAGCUCGCCUUGAGCUUGAGUUCAAACGAACAGAAUUUGCAGGAAGGUGGUGACCGGCAGCAGUCGCAUGUCGAGCUCUUCGCCAACGCCAUGGACAAGGCCAUCAGCGCCGGUAACGUGUCGUGGGUCGGCAUGCUGAGCUCCUUGAGUGCCGACGUCAUGCAGCAGCUCAGACUCCGCGCCCAGAACCGCUUCCUGGAGCUCUUACCCUCCGUCCGCAGCCCUCCAACAACCGACGCCGUCCUCGUCUCAAAGUUCCAGAUGGCCGAGAACUUACUGACCGUUAUUGACGCCACCAUGCGCGGCGGGACCCCUGGCGGCGCCCGCCAGACUCAGCUCUCCCCUUGCAUCGUGGACAAGCUUGUCGAUCUAUGGGAACUCCUCGCCGCGCCCGACGAUACCGACUCCGCCCUCGCCGAAUCCAUAGCCACCGCCAAGACAACAGUUCUCACCACUUGGCUACCACUCACGCUCAACCUGAUCACCCUCCAUGUCCACUCCCUGGACCCGUCCAAGGCCACCAACGACGUGCGCGCCAAGAUGCUGGUGGCGUGUGCCGGGCUAAUGCAGGAACUGGAUGCCUUGCCACUACCGGGCAGCGGAAUGAUGACAGCGAUGGACGCCGCACAGCUGUUGAGUCGGAGGCUGUUCGACCUGUCCUGUCUCCUAGUCGACAACCUGCCCGAGGACGCCCGCGCGAUGUGCGUGCGGGCGGUCCGGGAGUGUGCUGCUGGGGAUGCCAGGCUGAGGUACAUCUUCAGCCUUAGCGCUUCCAGUGCGGAUGGGGAUGGCUCUGCCUCGGGGAGUUUGAUGCUUUCCCAUCGGGACAAGAACAACAACAAUAACAAGAGCGCUGGUGCCGUUUCUGCUCCCAUUCUGGGUGCUGGCGGGAUCAACAAUGCUCGGUCUGCUGCUGCUGCUGGUACUGCUGUCAACGCUGGUGGAGGUAUGGUUAAUACUAAUGCUGCCCUGUUCAGCGGCCUCCUGGGCACCCCGGCGGCCCUGUGGGGCCUGGAUAGAGGCCAGGGUGGGGAAAGGCUGAGUGUGUUCCAGUAUCGGAGGUGGGAGACGCUGAGUGAGCCGACGCCGAAUGUGGGCGAGAAUGACACGGCGUUGAGCCUGGCGCUGUUCGCGGCGCGGAGGGUGAAGUGA